Aspergillus mulundensis is the source of this 1413-nucleotide messenger RNA. RefSeq lists its product as uncharacterized. The transcript has a single exon. The coding region runs from base 1 to 1413 and encodes 470 amino acids. The record is from RefSeq and is a predicted model, not a curated record. NCBI's taxonomy places the organism in Eukaryota, Fungi, Ascomycota, Eurotiomycetes, Eurotiales, Aspergillaceae.
AUGCUCUCAACUCUCCCCAGGGAGAUCCUGCUGCUUAUCGCUGGCUAUAUUGAAGCACAGCGAGACACCAUCAAUCUCGCCCGUUGCUGCCGCUUAUUGCAAUCUCUCCUCCAACCCACAAUCUUUAGAUCCCCGAAGCUGAGACACAAUGGCGUCCGCUCCCUCAGCCGUCUAACCAACUUGCUGAUUCCAAAACCCAAACUGGCUCAGCAUGUCCGUUCCUUAUCUAUUCGGUCUGGAGUCUAUAGCCGGCACGGGGGCUGGACAGUUCGGUAUGAGCCUGACACGAUCUCUCCCGUCGUGAAGGAGAUGGCAGAGUCAGAAAGAGAGGCAUCCCUCUGGAAAGCGCACUUGCAAAGAGGACUAUGGGAAGAUCCCUGGCUAGCGCUUCUGUUGCCAUUCCUGCCUAAUCUUGAGGAGCUCGAGGUCGAGGUUUACAGCGGUGCGCUAAGUUAUACAUCAAUGAUGGUGGGACGGGCAUCGCAGAUGAAGAAGCCGUUCAGCGCGGAAAUGGCUCUAUCCCGACUCAAGCGGGUGAGUAUUGUGCGGUGGGAUGAUCAGGAGGGGAUUGGUGCAGGCAUUGAAGCAGAAAAAUUGUUGCCGUUCUUCCGGAUCCCUUCUCUACGCAACUUCACUGGCGAAGUCAUUACGGACGGAAGUGACGAAUACGAAAAGAAGAAAGUCGGCCAGAAAAGGCUGGGUUUCUCAAAUGUCACGCAUAUAAACUUCUUCAACAGCAGUUCAGGGAGCGGAUUUCGUGACUUGAUCAGGGCGUGUGCGGGACUCGAGUCGUUCGUCUACACUCAUUCAGAUGAAAGCGUCAAUGGGCAUUACGGGUAUGAUGAGUUCGGCGACGAGUAUGGGCCAAUGCCUUUCAACCCUCCGGCCCUCCAUAAGCAUCUCUGCAGACACAAAACCACUCUCCAAAACCUAGUGCUUGGUUACAACAGUUUCAGUCUAAGGCACUAUGGCCCACAUACUGAGGCAUUUUUUGGUUCUUUGAAGGACUUUAACGCCCUUAAAAAGCUUGAUCUUUCAGUCUACAACAUCAUCAACUGGAAAUACGAUGAGGAUGAAAGGAAAUACGAGGCCGUAAACCAUAUCAUGGAUGUCCUGCCCGCUUCACUGCAGGAGCUCACCGUGGGAGACUUGUCCUUUUACAAUCAUAUCGAGGUACUGUACGGAAUAACAGAGCAGGCAACGGAUGUCGUGCACCAAAAGGACGAAACAGCGUUUUCGAAGUUGUCUAAGCUUGAAUUCAGGGGUUCUUUCCGCUCCGGGGGAUGGGCAACAACCCCAGGCGAGGAGCAGCUGCCGCUCAAACCCGAGAUCACCAGCAUGACAGCUGAGCUGCACUCGCUGUGCCCAACAAAGGGCGUUGACUUUCGCCUACAUCACGGACCGGGUCCGUAA